AUGCUUUUUAUGGCAGGCCCUGCAGGUAGCCAGAGUGUGGGGCCCCUGGGCCUUCAUAGCACCCCCCAAGUCCUGUACAGGGUCCUUUUAAUAGUGCUGGUCAUGAUGAGCUCGGUGUUUGGUAAUUUUGAUCCUGUCAAUCCAGAACCCCCUCAUCCAGUUCAGCUCUCCAAAUAUCUGCGCUGCUACCGAUGCCUCUUGGAGACCAAGGAGCUGGGAUGCCUUCUGGGAUCUGACAUCUGCCUCGCCCCACCUGGCAGCAGCUGCAUGACUCUCCUCAUAAAGAACAGCAGUGGUUCUGACAUCAUGGUGAGUGACUGCCGCCGCAAGGAGCAGAUGAGGGACUGUUCGUAUACCCGCUCUUCUCCUGUGUUCGGCUUCUGGAUAUUUUCUCGAUGCUGCUUCCGGGAGUUCUGCAAUAAUCCUCAGAACAGAGUGUUCUAUAUUCCUUAGGACUUCUGCGGAGACUUUUAGAAUAAAACCCUGCCAGUUGCCAUCCAUCUUCCUGAUUUCCACCUGGGUGGCAGAGCCAGAACAACUUCCAGUCCCUUUUACCAGCCCUCCCUGCCUUCCUCAAGUUACCAGACUCCAGCUCUAUCUGCCUCUUAGUUGACACCCAGCAUCCCUCUUUCCCACUCAGCCUCUCCCCCAGGCCCCUUCUCCAGAAUUCUCUUGAGUUUUCCCUUCAAAUCCUCAGUUUGACAGCUUUACUCCUCUCUCCUCCCUCUCGGCUCCUCCUUGGCCUUGCUUUGGGGCUUCUUCCACCAUGGGCCUCUCUAGCCUCAAGUCCCCAGGUGUUCCUCCCAAAUAAAUCGGUGUACAUA
Molecule: messenger RNA, 824 nt
Organism: Suricata suricatta (meerkat)
Lineage: Eukaryota; Metazoa; Chordata; Mammalia; Carnivora; Herpestidae
Gene: LY6G5C
Product: lymphocyte antigen 6 family member G5C
Exons: 3
Coding region: 1-453 (150 amino acids)
Cellular component (GO): external side of plasma membrane
Source: RefSeq, a predicted model, not a curated record